This is a messenger RNA of Aplysia californica (California sea hare), 1615 nucleotides long. RefSeq names its product receptor-like kinase LIP1. The record is from RefSeq and is a predicted model, not a curated record. Lineage: Eukaryota; Metazoa; Mollusca; Gastropoda; Aplysiida; Aplysiidae.
AAUUUUGCGCCAUGAAGGCAUCAGGAACCAAAGAGGUGUAAUAAAAUAUCCUAGAUCGUGAACUCAUUACGUACUUCCUGUUCACUACGGAGCGCAAUAUUUGAGCAGAAUAAAGGGCAAGGGGGGUAGGUGCCGCGCACACUCGACUACAGCGAGACUGGAGUUUUGUUCUUCAUUUGUGCGUAACGGCGCAGUCCGUGGUGAGAAGAUGGGCGGCCAUGACAGUGCCAGAUCUAGGAGUGUCAGUUUAUGUUGGUGACAGACGUCGAAACAGGAAGUGUGCCUGAUGAACCCAGAGUUAGACUCUAUCAGUGUCAGUCUACUGUGCCCAAUCCUGUCUCUGCCUUUUCAUCAGACACUGCAGGUCUGCCCCCCCUCCCCACUUUCCCCGCCCCCACACCAGGUCCCCCCCACCCCGUCACAACACCAGCCGUCUGUGUGAACAGCCUGGGAAAUGACGUCGGAGCAGGGCAGCCGCGGAUUCUACCUGAGUCCACUGGACAGACGGUACAAGCCGGAGGAACUGGUCACUCACAUCAUCCGUCUGCUGACCAGUGUGGGCCUCAGGUGUGACGACGUUUCUAAGAUCGCCAUCCACCGUGACCUGGGUGUGGCACGAGUGGUGUUGAUGACGUCAGAGAACGAGCGGUUCGCCGUGCGCGCCAUCGAGCAGCUGAGCAGCCUGAUGAAGGUGUUGGACCUCCGGACCAUCACGGCCAGGCCAGACCUGGGGCGAGCACGUGGGGUCAGGGACCGCUCCAGCGAGUCCAGAUGUCUCCCCACGGACCGAGAAAAGACAAACGAUGAGCAGGCGGCGGAAAAACGGACAGAGCAAGAGCCAGUGGAGGUCAACGGUGAGGACAAAGCGUCAUCUGAUACACAGAAAUCUUCUGACGACGGAACUCAGGACGUGGAGCAGGGCAGAGAGGAGACGUGCGCCAGUGACGACAGCGGCCAGGCUAGGUCACUUCCGGAGGCUACCGUGUCAGAUCCUGACCUGUCCAGUGCUGUGGUGAACUCUGACCCGGCCAUAUCCCCAGCUGCGGUCACCUCUGAACCGGCCAUAUCUACUUCCGCGGCACAGGAGACACACAGCGGAAGUGAUGCAAGGUGUACCCCCCAGCCCCAGGACGAUGACGGGGGUCACAAGGAAGGAACAACAACACAGUCAGGGCCACCCUCCAAGGACUCGAACUCCGACCAGCUGGGUCAGAGGCCAGGCGGAACUCAAGGCCAGUCCUCACAGGAGCGGAAGGAAGGAGGGAACGAGGAGGAGGAGGAUGAUGAUGAUGAGGAAGAGGAGGAAGAAGAAGAAGUCCCCGGACCCAAGCUGGUCGACGCCAAAACUUCCACUCCAAUGGUAUCCCCAUGCCACUGCCCAGACACAGUCUUCUACCUAGAGGCUCAGUACGUGGGAGUGGAGACGAGGCACGCAGAGUUCAAGUCCGCCGGGUUCCUCAAGUACGAGUUUGCCACGGCUGUGGGUCGCUACCUGUGUGGGUUCCUCAACUCAGGGGGCGGCGCUCUCUAUGUGGGCGUGAACGACGACGGGCGGGUGGAGGGUGUCUUUCUCUCCAGGAGCACGUUGCGAAAGACUAAGAAAGGCAUCUACACG